This is a messenger RNA of Penicillium odoratum, 2220 nucleotides long. It is a transcript of the gene rok1, whose product is annotated as RNA-dependent ATPase ROK1. Gene Ontology annotation, biological process: maturation of SSU-rRNA. NCBI's taxonomy places the organism in Eukaryota, Fungi, Ascomycota, Eurotiomycetes, Eurotiales, Aspergillaceae. Bases 1 to 2220 code for a protein of 739 amino acids. The transcript has a single exon. Gene Ontology annotation, cellular component: 90S preribosome. The record is from RefSeq and is a predicted model, not a curated record. Gene Ontology annotation, molecular function: ATP binding; nucleic acid binding; RNA helicase activity.
AUGGAUGCAUUCAAAUUACUGACGCGGUCGACGAAAUUCAAGUCAGCUGCGCCAUCGGCAAAGCCAGCUGCCCGGCUGCCCUCGUUUGGAAAAGCGGCGAAUCCGCAACUCUUCCGUACUGCGGAGGGUGAAAAGCUUGAAUCCGAACAGGGAAAGAAAAGAAAGCGCGCAAAUGCUACUGCUGAUGAUGAGCACGAGGAAGAUGCUGCUGAUUUGGAUUUCUUCCAUUCCAACAAGCGCUCUGCGGCACCUUCUUCUGGGGCUUCGGCUCCGACCAAGGGCGAGGAUCAACCACCUCAGCAGGAUGAGUCCGAUGAAGAUGAUUCUAUGGAUGAAGUGGAGCGUCGUACUAUCUUAAACUCACACAAAAUUAAGAUUACUGAUCUUCGCGACCUGGAUGAGAUUCAGCCUCAGCCUCAGCCUCUCAAAGAAUCUAAGAAGGAAUCCAAGAAGAAAAAGAAGUCCAAGAAGGAAGAGCCAGCUGCUCCUCUUAGCAAGAAGGAAAUGAAGCGUGCUAGACGUAUGUAUCCGCAGCCGCUGGUUUCUUUCAAGGAACUGCGGUCUAGGUACAAGAUCUCCAGCCGGCUGGCGGAGAAUGUCGCCGCGCAAGGAUUCACUGUUCCUACGGAGGUGCAGCUAGGCAGUCUGCCUCUUUUACUGGGCGAUCCUUCAGUCGCUAUCGCCGACAGCACAUCAGAGCCCGAUCUGCUGGUUGUGGCGCCCACUGGUAGCGGUAAGUCUCUGUCAUUCUUGAUCCCUGUGAUCAAUAAGAUUGUUCGACACCACCAUUCGCAAUCAGACGAGCACGGAAUUCUGUCGGUGAUCGUGGCUCCUACCAAAGAGCUCGCCAGUCAGAUUGUCAACGAGGGCCGCAAACUGGUCGCGGGGACUGGUGUGAAGAUCACUUUGAUGAGAAAGGGCAUGCGAGUGGUUGAGCGAGAUGACGAGGACGAGACCAAUAUCCUUGAAGAGGAUAGCGAGGAAUCUGGAUCGGACGAGGAUGAAGAUGGCGACAAACCGAAGAAAACUCAAAACAAUGCACCCGUCACCAAGAGCGACAUUCUGGUUACUACGCCUUUGAUGUUGGUGAAUUCCUUGUCUGCAAAUCAGACAAAACCCGUAGCCCACCUGCCCUUGGUGCGAAGUUUGGUACUCGACGAGGCAGAUGUGCUCUUGGAUCCGUUGUUCCGGGAGCAGACACUCGACAUUUGGCGCUCAUGCGUCCACCCAGACUUGCGUGUGAGUCUGUGGUCUGCUACUAUGGGGUCUAAUGUUGAGGACCUCACUCGGUCGACAAUCAAGGAGCGCCUGGAAAAUAUCGAACAUCAACCCACCACACCCCACCCUCUGGUCCGCCUGGUUGUUGGGCUGAAAGACUCGGCCAUUCCCAACAUUGACCACCGACUCAUCUACGCUGCGACAGAGCAGGGUAAGCUCCUUGGACUCCGACAACUCCUCCGCCCGGCCGCAGCCGCGCCUGGAGAUGUCAAACUUCGACCUCCAUUCCUUAUUUUCACCCAAACCAUCCCCCGUGCAAUUGCUCUGCAUUCUGAAUUGAGAUACGACAUCCCAACCGAAGCCGGUGGCUCAUCGCGAAUUGCCGUGCUGCAUUCCGACCUCGCCGAUAACCAACGAGCUGAUAUCAUGCGUGACUUCCGCAAGGGUGAGAUCUGGAUCCUCGUCACAACCGACCUGCUCGCGCGUGGUGUCGAUUUCCGAGGUAUCAACGGUGUUGUCAACUAUGAUAUCCCCAACUCCGCCGCCGUCUACGUUCACCGCGUUGGACGGACAGGUCGCGCUGGUCGCGAGGGCGGUAUCGCCGUGACUUAUUACACGAAAGAGGACAUUCCCUAUGUGAAGAGCAUCGCUAACGUCAUUGACGUGAGUGAAAAGCUCCGUGGCGAGAAUGGCGGAAAGUCAAUUCAGAAAUGGCUUCUGGAUUCCUUGCCCGAUCUCAGCAAGAAGGAUAAACAGGAGCUCAAGAAGCAUGGUGUCAAGGCCCGCCAGAUCUCCAAGCAGAUUGGUGGUAAGGGCGAUGACAAGGAGAGCAAGGUUGCGCGUGCCGCCAGAAUCAGUACUAAGAGUGGCUUUGAGCGACGCAUGGAGAACCGCAAGAAGGGUGCUAUUGCUGCCAGUCGGAACAGAAAGGCUGCUGCUCCGAACGAUGGCAAUGUGAGUGAUGGAAGCUGGGAUGGUCUAGAGGAUCAAAUAUUGCAAUAG